CGGAAGGACCGCUGUGCGGCUAGCUGGCUGAUUUCAUCUAGUGAUCGGUUUUCUGCAUAGCGACCUCUGCUGACCGGAACUAGAGUUACUUUGUGCGGGAUGACACGUUAUUACCGGCCAGAGGCUUUAUGUGACAAUGUUUGUGCCGAGAGCAGUGAAGAGGCGACAGGAAACCGAGGGACCUGCAGUGAGGAAGAAGAGGGGGGCGGGGGGCCUGAACUGUCAGUCGUCAGUAAAUAGUAAUGCUUCUUCAUGUCUGACUUCUCUAGCAGCACCUGCUGUCACUUCUCUUCAUAAUGCCCUGCUCCCCACUGCAGUGUCCUCCUCCUGUGCUGUCCUUCUCUCACCUCCUCCUCCUGCUGCUGUACCAACACAUGGAUCCCCAUCUGAUGCUGCAACACUUGACACCGCAGGUGAUGCUGGAACGCAUGGCUCCCCGUCUGCCGUAACACUGACCACCCCAGGUGAUGCUGGAACGCAUGGCUCCCCGUCUGCCGUAACACUGACCACCCCAGGUGAUACUGGGACGCAUGGCUCCCCGUCUGCCGUAACACUGACCACCCCAGGAGAUGCUGGAACGCAUGGCUCCCCGUCUGCCGUAACACUGACCACCCUAGGUGAUGCUGGAACGCUUGGCUCCCUUUCUGAUGCCUCAACACUUGACACCGCAGGUGAUGCUGCAACGUAUUCAUCAACAUCUGCCCAUGCUUCUACAGCACAUGUCACCCCAUCUUCCCAUCUCUCAGCCUCUUCUGCUUCUCUGGGUCCUGUACCACCUCCUGCUCCUCUUCCACCAUCUCCCUCUCUUACGCCAUCCUUACCCCCUGCCUCUGAUGCUGAGGAUGAACCCAUCAAAUCCUACAGCAAACUUCAGCGCUGGCCGCUCCAGGGGGAACCUGUCUGUGUUAUAUGUGAGAGAUAUGGAGAGUACAUCUGUGACCAGACGGAGCACGAUGUGUGUAGUUUAGAGUGUAAAGCCAAAGACCUCCUGCAAUCUACAGGGGUAUCCUCAUCGGAAGACACCGCACUUGCUCGCCAGUCAUCAGUUAAUGUAACCGCUGUAGAACAAUCCCCUUUCUCUAGUCCGGGUGACAUUGUGACAGUUGUACCCCCUGUGCAUCAGCCCAUGGAGGCAGCGUCUUCACGAUCAAAUGAUACAAGCUACACCUACAGAGAGCACGAGUUCAUCACCCAGCUGGGGCAGGAUCAGAUUGACACUUUAAGACAGCAGCUUGGCUUAUCUGUACAUGGAAACCUGGUGUGCAGGCCAAUCAUAGAGUUUGAGCACUGCAACUUUCCUCCCACGCUUUGCACAAACCUGAAACGGGCCGGAUAUGAACUGCCUACUCCCAUCCAGAUGCAGAUGAUCCCUGUUGGACUGAUGGAAAGGGAUAUCCUGGCGAGUGCUGACACCGGAUCUGGGAAGACUGCUGCUUUCCUCCUUCCAGCUGUCAUCAGAUGUAUGGAACAGAAGGACGCCCCCGCUGCACUCAUCCUUACGCCCACAAGGGAGCUGGCAGUGCAGAUAGAGAAACAGGCCCAGGAGCUGAUGUUCAAACUUCCCCAAAUGAAGACUGCUUUACUUGUGGGUGGGAUGCCAUUACCACCCCAGCUGCACCGACUUCGGCAGAAUGUGCAGGUUAUUAUUGCAACUCCUGGAAGACUCUUAGAAAUCAUUAGUCAAAAUGCUGUGAACCUUGGGGAACUGAAGAUCCUGAUCCUGGAUGAGGCAGACACCAUGCUAAAGAUGGGGUUUCAGCAGCAAGUGCUUGAGGUUCUGGAGAACAGCUCACCAGAUCGUCAGACAGUGCUGGUCUCAGCCACCAUUCCCGACAGCAUUGAGAGGUUUGCCCAGCAGCUUUUGAGGGAUCCAGUGCGGAUAACUGUUGGCGAGAAGAACCAACCAUGCUCUAAUGUUCGUCAGAUUGUACUUUGGGUGGAAGAGCCUUCCAAGAAAAAAAAGCUGUUUGAAAUACUGAAUGACUCAAAGCUUUUCCAGCCCCCUGUACUGGUGUUUGUGGAUUGCCGCCUGGGUGCAGAUCUGCUCAGUGAAGCUGUUCAUAAGAUUACCGAAUUACAUUGUGUUGCUAUUCAUUCUGAAAAGUCCCAGUCAGAAAGGACUAAGAUACUACAGGGCUUACUGCAGGGGCAAUAUGAUGUUGUAGUCAGCACCGGUGUCCUGGGCAGAGGUCUGGAUUUAGUUCAUGUGAAAUUGGUUGUGAAUUUUGACAUGCCAUCAAGCAUGGAUGAAUAUGUUCACCAGAUUGGAAGAGCAGGACGACUGGGUCACCGAGGAACUGCAAUUACCUUUAUUAAUAAAAACAACAAAAAUCUCUUCUGGGAUCUGGUAAAGAGGGUGCAGCCAACAGGGUCCCUGCUUCCCCCGCAGCUGCUGAACUCACCGUAUCUCCAGGAGCAGAAGCGGACAGAACAGAGAAAGCAUCAUGACCAAAACAAGGUGGUCACAGGAGACCAGAUUCUUAAUCUCAUCCGAAAACAUGACAGAAAAAAACCACGCAAGUGACCAGAACACUCUGUGACUUGUAUAUAAAGGACUCCUUUCGGUUUUUGACCUUGGGAAAAUUAUGCUUUCUCAGGGAAAAAAACAAUAUUUCUCUCAUUAUUGAGAGUUUUUUUCAUGGAUUUUUUGUUACUGUCUUCUUUGUAAAGUUGUCUGUGUAUAAAAAUUUCUAGAACACAAAUUUGCUUGCCAUUAAUGGU
This is a messenger RNA of Bufo bufo (common toad), 2721 nucleotides long. It is a transcript of the gene DDX59, whose product is annotated as DEAD-box helicase 59. Bases 137 to 2524 code for a protein of 795 amino acids. Lineage: Eukaryota; Metazoa; Chordata; Amphibia; Anura; Bufonidae. Gene Ontology annotation, molecular function: RNA helicase activity; ATP binding; nucleic acid binding. The transcript has 7 exons. The record is from RefSeq and is a predicted model, not a curated record.